AUGGCGGAUACUGAAUGCUGUGAAAACAAUGUAUCACCACUCACCAAUACUUCCAGUACGAAAUCGCAGGAAAAGGUGAUGAAUCAAAAUUUGAGAAUAUUAAUCCGAAAUAAUACACAAAAAAUGCAGUCUUCAAAUGGUCUAAAUUCAGACAAAAUGGCAGAAAAUUAUGAAAGAUCAUUUGACCUAAACGUUUAUGACGAUGAAAGCGCAUCUGAAAAAGAAGAUACAACAGCAGCAAACUCUCAGGAGUCUAUUUCUGAUAUGAUCAGAAGAAUGAGUAGGACUAAUAAAUGGACACUGCAAAAUGAGAAAGAAAGUUCUUCGGCUUGCACUCAAAAUUUACAAAAGUUAACAGUGAAAUCGAUUCGCUCGCUAUAUUCUGAGAGAAAAAUUCCUGCAGUGAAAAUGCAUCAUAGUAGAAAUGAUGAUGCUAUUUCCAAAACGAGACAAACAUCUGAAUCUUUAUCCAUCAACUCCAAUAUUCGUACGUCUAUAUCGCAGCAUCAUUACAUACCACGGCUUAAUGCGACUUUCAACAAGCCAUCACAAAAAAAUUGCGGAAAUAUUGACAGCUUGCCAUCACGACUAAUGAAAGCAAAAUCUGCUGCUAAAUUAUUUCCUUUAGAAAGGGAGAAACUCUUAAAUGAAGUAGAUAAGAUCGCUUCGCUUCUUUAUGCGGAGAAACUCUCAAGUAAUAGAUAA
Thelazia callipaeda (thelaziosis nematode) is the source of this 705-nucleotide messenger RNA. The record is from the annotation of a GenBank genome assembly. Lineage: Eukaryota; Metazoa; Nematoda; Chromadorea; Rhabditida; Thelaziidae.